Messenger RNA from Acanthosepion pharaonis, 675 nucleotides. The record is from the annotation of a GenBank genome assembly. Lineage: Eukaryota; Metazoa; Mollusca; Cephalopoda; Sepiida; Sepiidae.
AUGUUGUGCAACAAAAUAACAAAGCAAAAGAAGAAAAAUGCAGAAAAAGAAAAAGAAUAUCAAAUGACUGUUAAGUCAAAGAAGACAAAGAAAGAGUUAACAGAUGGUGUUAGUAAAACAGAAUAUAUUUCAGAUAAAAAGAAAACCUCAAUGUCUGGGAAUGAAAAGAAAAUAAUAUCAACUGUAGAAAGUAUAAAAUCACGUCUAGAGGAUCAAUCAAUUUCUCGAUCAGCCAGAAAAAAAUUAAAAAGGAAAUUAAAAGAGUUACAAAGCAACAGAGAAACAGAACAGCAAGAUAUUGCAGGUCAACAUAGAGAAAAAUUCAAGCAUCUCAAAAAUAAAACUGAAACCAGUUCAUUUGUACAGAAAAAGAAGCCCAGUUUGAGUAAUGGUCAUCAACCAGACAUUUCAACCACUUCAACCAAUGGUAAUCAAGAAUGUAAAGCUGGUACUAUUAUUAAUGGCUUUAAAAUAACAAAUACUACUAUGCAUUUAUCUACCAAACACAAAGGACAACCUGUUGAAGGUGAUUUACAACUUUCUUCUAAAAAGUCAAAGCUGGCAAAAAAAAUUGACAAACUUAGUGAAUUGCUAAAGAAGAAAAAGAAAAAAAGAAGCAAGCAGAAAAAUAUUAAAAAGGAUAAACGGCCAGACCAUAUGGUAAGUAGGAUUUGA